AACGCCGCGCGCAUGAUUGGUGGCAGGCAGGCAGGCGCCGCUGCUCCUGCAGCGCCGGUUUGGUUUGGUUUGCUUGGGGUCGGAGCAGGGGGUCGCCGUCGGCUUGCUUUAAUACGCGGGGGAGCGGGCGCCUCCCCAGCGUCUGCCGAGAGAGUUCGGGAGGAGGAAGACGAGGCAAGAAGAAGAGGGUGAGGAGGGUCAUCGGAGAUGUCGGACUGGGGGCCGGUGGUGGUGGCGGUGGUGCUGUUCGUGCUGCUCUCGCCGGGGCUGCUGCUGCAGCUGCCGGCCAAGGGCGGCCGCCUCGUCGAGUUCGGCAACUUCCAGACCAGCGGUGCCUCCAUCUUCGUCCACGCCAUCAUCUUCUUCGCCCUCACCGCCGUCUUCCUCAUCGCCAUCGGGGUCCACAUCACCACCGACUAGCCGGCCGGCCGGCCUUAGCUGCCGAGCACCUCGUACGAUACGGCAGCCUGUAUGUGCAUCAGUAUUUGCAGAUUGUAAAUUUGUAACUGUACUGUACCCCUCGGCUAGCAGUUAAAGCGUUUAUAUAUGCAGGGAUUUGUAAUCUUCUUAUCAGACGGAUUUUAAAACUAUUGUACACUAGCCACUGAAUUUCUUUCUGAUCAUGCUACUUGCUCCAUUCCAA
Panicum virgatum (switchgrass) is the source of this 643-nucleotide messenger RNA. RefSeq lists its product as uncharacterized. The transcript has a single exon. The coding region runs from base 208 to 420 and encodes 70 amino acids. The record is from RefSeq and is a predicted model, not a curated record. Lineage: Eukaryota; Viridiplantae; Streptophyta; Magnoliopsida; Poales; Poaceae.